Molecule: messenger RNA, 1260 nt
Organism: Melozone crissalis (California towhee)
Lineage: Eukaryota; Metazoa; Chordata; Aves; Passeriformes; Passerellidae
Gene: FOXD1
Product: forkhead box D1
Exons: 1
Coding region: 1-1260 (419 amino acids)
Biological process (GO): anatomical structure morphogenesis; regulation of transcription by RNA polymerase II; cell differentiation
Molecular function (GO): DNA-binding transcription factor activity, RNA polymerase II-specific; RNA polymerase II cis-regulatory region sequence-specific DNA binding
Source: RefSeq, a predicted model, not a curated record
AUGACCCUUAGCUCGGAGAUGUCCGAGGCGUCGACUCUGGCUGAGGAGACCGACAUCGAUGUAGUGGGCGAGGAAGACGACGAGGAGGACGACGAGGAGCCGCGGACCCGCCGCCGCCGCCGCUCCUACGCCGAGGAUGAGGAGGAGGACGAGGACGACGACGAGGAAGAGGACGAGGAGGAUGUGGGCGACCUCCACGCCGCCGCCCUGCUGCCGCGGUCGCCCGUGCGCGGCGGAGGCGUAGGUGGCGGCGGCGGGGCGGGCGGCGGGGACGCUGCCGGUGGCUCUCGGCCCCCCUCGCGGGGUGGCCCGCAGAAGGCGACGGCGGGCGGCGGCGGGGCGGGCGGCGGCGGGGCGGGCAGCGGCGGCGGCAAGAACAGCCUCGUGAAGCCGCCCUACUCCUACAUCGCUCUCAUCACCAUGGCCAUCCUGCAGAGCCCCAAGAAGAGGCUGACGCUGAGUGAGAUCUGCGAGUUCAUCAGCGGGCGCUUUCCCUACUACCGGGAGAAGUUCCCUGCGUGGCAGAACAGCAUCCGCCACAACCUCUCCCUCAAUGACUGCUUCGUCAAGAUCCCCCGGGAGCCCGGCAACCCUGGCAAGGGCAACUACUGGACGCUUGACCCCGAAUCCGCCGACAUGUUCGACAACGGGAGCUUCCUGCGCCGCCGAAAGCGCUUCAAGCGGCAGCAGCUCCCGGCGCCCGAGCUUCUGCUGCGCGCCGUGGACCCCGCCGCCUUCCUCCCGCAGCCUCCGCCGCAGCCCCCGCAGCAGCCGCCCUGCGCCUACGGACCCUACGGCUGCGGCUACGGUCUCCAGCUCCAGCCUUACCACCCCCACUCCGCCCUCUUCGCCUUCCACCACCCCUCUCCGCCGCCCCGCCAGCCCCCUGCCGCCCCCGGUAGCGCCCCCGGUGCGGCGCUGCCCCCCGCCGCCGCCGCGCCGCCGGGCCCCUUGCUGCCGGCGGCGGAGCUGGCACGGACGCCCUUCGGCUACGCGCACCCGCUGGGCCCGGCGCUGGCGGCCUCGCUGCACUCCGCCAAGCCCGGCAGCGGCGCGGCGCUGGCCCGCUCGCCCUUCUCCAUCGAGAGCAUCAUCGGGGGAAGCCCCGGCCCCGGCCCCGGCGCGGGCAGCAGCUGCGGCUCGCAGUCGACCGCGGCGCCGGGGCUGGCCCGCUCGCUGGGGAGCGCCGGGAGCGGCCUGCCCCCCGCCGCCGCCCUGCCCGCCACCCCCGGCUUCGCGGCACGGAUUUCUAACUGUUAA